AUGUGCACGACAUUCCACAAGCCUUCGCGUCCGCUCACCUGGCUCAUCACGGGUUGCUCUUCCGGCCUGGGACUUGAACUCACUCGGGCCAUCCAGCACGAAGGUCACGUCGUAAUUGCGACUUCUCGCCAGCCGGCUCGCACCCCGGAGCUAGUGGCGGAAGUUGAAGGUCACGGCGGUCAGUGGCAUGCGCUGGAUGUGGAAGACCCCACGGCUGCAGCUACAUUGAUCGACUCCCUUGAAUCAUCUGGAACUCAGAUCGAUGUUCUCAUCAACAAUGCAGGCUCUAUUAUUUUCGGCGCCGUGGAGCAACUAUCGGACAAGGAACUGCGUCGCCAAAUGGAGGUGCUGUACUUCGGGCCGAGCCGGCUGAUCCACGCUGUCUUGCCGCGCAUGCGACAGCGGCGCCUUGGAAUUAUUGUCAAUAUCAGCUCGGGGGCGGCUCUAGAUGGCCGAGAUAGUAUGGGAGGGUAUGCGGCUGGUAAAGGAGCUCUUGAUGCUUCAUCGCGGGUCCUGGCAAAGGAAGUUACCCCGUUCAACGUCCGUCUGUUGACUGUAUGGCUGGGCACAUUCAGGACCAAUUUUGGAAAUGCCUCCCAGUUUUCUGAGGGGCCUUUGCCUGACGACUAUCGUGGCUCCGUGGCGGAGAAUAUGAUGGACGCUAUCAAGAGCGGCAAAUUUGUGGGGGACGGCGACACAGAGAAGGCUGCGAAGGCAAUCUUGGAGGUUGUCUUGGGUCAGGGUGCUGGUACUAGUCUUGAGGCAGAACGCUUCCUACCCUUGGGAAGAGAUAUGCUUACUCGGGUUGGGCUGGUUCGAGACCAGUGCGGUCAUGCUCUAGAGGUAUUUGGGGAUAUUUGCGGCAAUGUUUACGCAGAAUGA
Penicillium macrosclerotiorum is the source of this 882-nucleotide messenger RNA. Its product is annotated as Short-chain dehydrogenase/reductase SDR. NCBI's taxonomy places the organism in Eukaryota, Fungi, Ascomycota, Eurotiomycetes, Eurotiales, Aspergillaceae. Bases 1 to 882 code for a protein of 293 amino acids. The transcript is spliced from 2 exons. The record is from RefSeq and is a predicted model, not a curated record.